Molecule: messenger RNA, 979 nt
Organism: Caenorhabditis auriculariae
Lineage: Eukaryota; Metazoa; Nematoda; Chromadorea; Rhabditida; Rhabditidae
Source: the annotation of a GenBank genome assembly
AUGGUUCUCUCCGCAGCGGCUUGGUUCAUACAGUCUUGUGUGAGUUACAACUUGCCAACAAAUCUUUUUGGGCAUUCAUAUUAUUUUUCAGAGAGCCAAAAAGAUAAUCAAAAAAAGAGAGUUACGUGAUGCUGAGAGAAUCACAAAAGAUACGGCAGAAGCCGUCAUGAAAAACAUUCGUGGCAUCCCGUUCUUAAUGCAGGUACUCAUUUCAUGGGGCUUUUCGAACUCAGUCUUGUUGUGUUCAAUUCAAAAAAUUAUAUACUUCCAAGAUAAAACUUCAGUGUUCUAGGCAAUUCAAUAUUCCAUGGAAACUUCUUAUUAUCGGAAUAUAAUGAGCGAAAUCGGAGAUGGAAUUGUUCGCACUUCUGUAAUACACACAGCUCCUGCUUGUACAAGUAUUCUCGACACGGAAAGUAAACCGGAUCUGAGCGCUCCAAGCCACGCGACCCCCAGGUAAACGUUGAUACUCAUUGCAAUUCCCACUGAAGUCUCCGAAAAGAUUCGUUUGAAAUCGUUAUAGAAACUCCGCCGAAGAACAAUGGCAGCCUCAUGGUGAGAACUGGCGCAACGAACAACUUCGUUUGUCCAUGGAGCGGGAGAAUGCGAAUCUUUUAGUUAGUGUUAUUAUUCAACGAAAUUGACUUUUGUCACAUACAGGUUUUCCCAUACUGUGAAUCAUCUCCGCACCGAGAUUCUCUAAAUAUGGAAGCUCUUCUUCAAGAGUUUUCAAGAAGCAACAGCAUUAGAAGUGCGAAAAAACCACAAAGGUGAGUUUCCUCUUCACAGUUGAAAAAAAUAUAUUUUUCAGCCUCAGCAAAAAAAUCGCACAAAACCAAUUCCAAGUGAGAUGCAUCGGGAUGUCAGCUUCUUUCAUAGAAAGGUAGUUUCAGUUUUGCCAAUUCACAAAAAAAAGUCUAAUUGCAGGUUUAACGAAUCUUUCCGCACAACAGCCUUCGACCAACCACUUGGCUCCUAG